Molecule: messenger RNA, 3506 nt
Organism: Lycium barbarum (goji berry)
Lineage: Eukaryota; Viridiplantae; Streptophyta; Magnoliopsida; Solanales; Solanaceae
Product: probable LRR receptor-like serine/threonine-protein kinase IRK
Exons: 2
Coding region: 291-3209 (972 amino acids)
Biological process (GO): protein phosphorylation
Molecular function (GO): receptor serine/threonine kinase binding; ATP binding; protein kinase activity
Source: RefSeq, a predicted model, not a curated record
UUUUUCCCGUUUAUAAAGACCUCUGUAAGAUAGAGAGAGAAAAAUAGCAUCAAUAAAUGCUCCACUGACUCGCCCCUAACCGGAAAAUUUAUUUCCUCUACUUUUUCCGACUUAGAGUAUUUCUCAGUAACUCAUUAAUAACCCUUACCUCACUCACAUUGUGUGUUUCUUCUUUCAUUCUCAGUUAAACUUGUUACUUCAAAUUCCCUUUUUCUUUAGCCAAAAAUUCAACUCACAGUCAGCUAUUUCUUCCAGUCAUUCAUACCCAUUUUGGGGUUGCUAAUGGGAUUAUGAAAAACGCAUUUCUUUGUGAAAUGAGGAAGGUUUUUGGUACAGUAAUAUUAUUGUGUGUUUUAUUUCCCAUUUUUGUUAAAGCAUUGAACUUAUCUUUCAAUGAUGAUAUACUGGGGUUAAUGGUAUUUAAGGCUGAUGUUAAAGAUCCACAAGGAAAGUUAGCAUCUUGGAAUGAAGAAGAUGAUAGUCCCUGUUAUUGGAAUGGAAUUAAAUGUAACCCAAGAUCUAAUAGAGUGUCUCAAAUUGUUCUUGAUGGAUUUGGUCUUUCAGGUAAGAUUAGUAGAGGUCUUAUAAGGUUACAGUUUCUUCGUAAGCUUUCGCUUGCCAAGAACAACUUUACAGGUAGUAUAAGUGUGAGUAUUGUUGGUCUUGCUAAUCUGAGGGUACUUGACUUGAGUGAGAAUAACUUAUUUGGGACGAUACCAGGUGAUUUGUUUGAACAAUGUGGGGGUUUAAGAUCAAUUUCCUUGGCCAAGAACAAGUUUUCGGGGGGAAUUCCUGAAAGUUUGACGUUAUGUGUGGCUUUGGGGUCUUUAAACUUGUCGUCGAAUCAGUUUUCGGGGUUGUUGCCUUCUGGAAUUUGGUCUUUGAAUGGGUUAAGGUCACUUGAUCUGUCAGAUAAUUUGCUGGAUGGUGAAAUUCCAGCAGGCAUUGAAGGUAUGUAUAAUUUGAGAGGUAUAAAUGUGAGUAAAAAUCAUUUUAAAGGUGAGGUUCCAGAUGGAAUUGGAAGUUGUUUGCUUUUGAGGUCAAUUGAUUUGAGUGAGAAUUCUCUCUCUGGAGAACUACCAAAAACAAUGCAUAUGCUUAGUUUGUGUAAUGAAUUGGUAUUGAAACACAAUGAAUUUUUUGGUGCUAUACCAGAAUGGAUUGGAGAAAUGAAAAGCCUUGAGAUUCUUGAUCUUUCUGUGAACAAUUUCUCUGGUCAGUUCCCGUCUUCUGUUGGGAAGCUUCAAUCACUCAAAUUACUGAACGUUUCGCGAAAUGCUAUUUCUGGGAAUUUGCCCAAGCACAUGAACAGUUGUGUUAAUCUUAUGACAUUGGAUGUUAGUCACAACUCUUUGACCGGUGAUCUUCCUCAUUGGGUAUUCAAAUUAGGAUUGAGACAACUUUUGUUUUCUGAGAAUAAAUUAAGUGGGGGAUUGAAGAAUGCUUUUGCUUCUUCACUGGACAAUUCACGUCAAAAGCUUCUAGCUCUCGAUAUCUCUAGCAAUGAGUUAGCUGGUGAAAUUCCAUUUGCUAUUGGUGAUUUUAACAGCUUGCUGUCCUUGAAUUUAUCUAGAAAUUCACUUGUAGGCACCAUUCCUAAGACUGUUGGUCAGCUGAAGUCACUGGAUGUUCUUGACUUAAGCGAGAAUCAGUUAAAUGGUAGUAUCCCUGUGGAGCUUGGAGGAGCCUAUUCUCUCAGGGAACUGAAGUUGGAGACGAACGCAUUGACAGGAGAAAUUCCUACUUCUAUUGGAAACUGUUCUACACUCUUGUCCUUGUCUCUAUCACAUAAUGGUUUAACUGGCCCUGUACCUGCAACCCUAGCUAAACUAACUAACCUACAAAAUGUUGACCUGUCCUUUAACAAAUUAACCGGAAUCUUACCAAAGCAGUUGGUAAAUCUUGGUCACCUCGAGUCGUUCAACAUCUCACACAACCAGCUAAAGGGAGAACUGCCUUCUGGUGGUUUUUUCAACACUAUUUCUCCUUAUUCAGUGUCAGCCAAUCCGUCUCUUUGUGGGGCUGCUGCUAAUAGGUCUUGUCUAACUGUCCUUCCCAAGCCGAUUGUUCUGAAUCCCAACUCCACAGAUUCUAUUCCUGGUACUACUGUCCCUGCGAGUUUGGGCCACGAGAAGAAAAUCCUAAGCAUCUCUGCCCUUAUUGCCAUUGGUGCAGCUGCUGUUAUUGUUGUUGGUGUUAUUGCCAUUACUGUGCUAAAUCUUCGCGUACGGUCUGCAACAUCUCGCCCUGCUGCCCCCGUUACGUUUUCUGGUGGGGAUGACUUUAGCCCUUCACACAGUUCAGAUGCAAAUUCCGGUAAGCUUGUCAUGUUUUCAGGCGAAUUUGACUUCAGCACAGGGUCACAUGCUCUACUUAACAAGGAUUGUGAGCUCGGACGUGGUGGUUUUGGAGCUGUUUAUCGCACUGUCCUCGCAGAUGGGGUGCCAGUUGCCAUUAAGAAGCUUACUGUCUCCGGUCUUGUUAAGUCUCAAGGAGACUUCGAAAAGGAGGUUAAGAAAUUGGGAAAAAUCCAUCACCCUAAUGUUGUGGCUCUUCAAGGUUAUUAUUGGACAGCAUCACUACAGCUACUUAUAUAUGAAUUCGUAACUGGUGGAAAUUUGUAUGAGCAUAUCCAUGAAGGUUCUAGUAAAAACUUGUUCUCAUGGAAUGAGCGGUUCAACGUGAUUCUUGGUACAGCAAAAGGCUUGGCUAACUUACAUCAGCUGAACAUAAUUCACUAUAACCUCAAAUCCAGCAAUAUCUUGAUCGAUAGCUCUGGUGAUCCUAAAGUUGCGGAUUAUGGGUUAGCGAGGUUGUUACCGAUGUUAGAUCGAUACGUUUUGAGUAGCAAAAUUCAAAGUGCUCUUGGUUACAUGGCACCUGAAUUCGCAUGCAAGACUGUGAAGAUAACUGAGAAGUGCGAUGUGUAUGGAUUUGGAGUUCUUGUUCUGGAGAUAGUCGCUGGAAAGAAGCCCGUUGAAUACAUGGAGGACGACGUUAUGGUAUUGUGUGACGUAGUAAGGGGCGCAUUGGAAGAAGGAAAGGUGGAAGAAUGUGUUGACAGGAGGCUGCAUGGAAAAUUUCCUGCCGAGGAAGCGAUUCCUGUGAUGAAGUUAGGUUUAAUCUGCACAUCACAAGUUCCUUCUAACAGGCCUGAUAUGGCAGAAGUGGUUAACAUGUUGGAGAUGAUCAGAUGUCCAUUAGACUGAUAGAGAUUUUAACAUAUGCUUUGUCAAUGCCUAAUUCCGGCGAAGAAGAAUCCGCUUGAUCAAUUCUCAGAGAGAAGUCAGAAUUUAUUGUUGGAAAAAUUAUUGUGGCCAUUUAACUUCUAAUAUUUUUUUUUGUAAUUGCUUCUCUGUUAUUCUGGGUUACCGGAUUCCUUUUCACCGGGUUUCAACUUUCAAUAUGUGAAAAUCUCACUUAUCCUUGAUCUUGGCAGUUUUUCCUAUAACAGUUGGUUCUAAGUAUUAACAUUUAAUUCCAGCAACCUCUUCUGUUUGUUUAAA